AAUUUUGCAAUCUUCGUUGAUAUUUGGAUUCAAUCAAUACCUUCAUCUGAAGCUGAGAGGCGCAGCGCUAGGGUUGGUAACGGGCUGGGCCGAGAUAGGUCACCAUCCUCGUCCCCGAGAAAAUAAUCGCUUCCAACCCCAUUACUUAGGUUCGGGGGCGGAGUCAAGGAUUCUCCGUCUCCAUCGAUGCGGUGACCCGACCCAUGGGGAUCUUUGUCAAACCAGAUCCAAUUUGGUUGGGACCCGACCCAUCGCCUACUGAAGAGGACUUUGGAGCGUGACUACUGAUACUUCCUCUUACUUAGCUCACACUUCUUCGUCCAAGGCUUUCUUUCCCUGAGUAACUACUGAUACUUCCUCUGUUCUACUCGGCCAUGGAAAUUCUUGUUAGACGCUUAGCUUCUAGCUUCUCUACUUCACUUGCCCGUUCCACUUCCAAUUUUCCAACUCGGUUCCCUUCUCACAUCGGUAGCCUUUGUAGUUUUUCCCACUCCUCCGUCACCACUGAAGGUGAUGCUGCAGUCAAUUGCCUUGGAUUUCGGACGUGGCACAAUGGGGGUGGGACUUUCCACCACUCCGCUUCCAUUGAUCCAACGGCAGUUGUCGAGAUUGGUGCCGUGGUUCACUCGAACUCUGUCGUUGGUCCAAGUGUGCAUAUUGGAUCAGGUUCUGUUAUAGGACAUGCUGUUACGAUUGGUCAAUCAACAAAGAUCGGGUUUAAUGUUGCACUUAGUAAUUGCAACGUAGGUGAUUUUUGCGUUAUCCACAAUGGAGUGUGCGUUGGUCAAGAUGGAUUUGGAUUUUUUGUGGAUGAGCAAGGAACUAUGAAAAAGAAACCUCAAAUGCUGAAUGUCAAGAUAGGAAUGAAUGUAGAGAUUGGUUCCAAUACAUGCAUUGACAGAGGGAGUUGGAGAGAUACUAUCAUAGGCAAUAAUACAAAAAUUGACAAUUUGGUUCAGAUCGGUCAUAAUGUAAUUAUCGGAGAUUGCUGCUUGCUUUGUGGACAAGUGGGAAUUGCAGGAUCCGUGACGAUAGGGGACUAUGUAACAUUGGGUGGGAGAGUAGCUAUCCGUGAUCACGUGUCAGUUGGAUCAAAUGUACGGCUUGCUGCCCUGAGUUGUGUCACCAAAGACAUUAAGGAACCUGGGGAUUAUGGUGGCUUUCCUGCUAUACCGAUUUCUGCAUGGAGAAGACAAGUCGCUAAGCAGUCUCAGGCAUCAAGGAAGAAAUGAAAUCAGAAAAUUUCAAGCUCCUUUGAUCUGCUACGGACCAACAUCAUACGAGUUUGGACAUUCAGGUCAUGCAAGAGUGGAACAGCUAGUGGAUUUUGGCUUUUUGAUAUCAUUCAUGGGCUGCUGGUGGAUUUUUUAUUUGAUUCAUGGGCAGCUGUUCAAGGAUGGGCAGAAGAAGAAGCAGAAGCAGAAAGUAAUAAAAUAAUAAUUAUGAAAUUAAAUCCGAACCUUCCACCAGAACAUAUCAUUCAAGUAAUACUCUCCAAACUCCCCUUAUUCAAUUUACCUAUUAGACUCGUUUGUAAAGCAUGGAACAAUAUUGUUUUAAGCUCAAAGUUCUUAAUUUCCACCAACUUCUUCUUGACCUACACUUUUCCCGCUCGUUAUCUCGAUUGUAUUGAUUUGGACCAGUAGUGGUGUGGGCACAUUUCAAUUGCAUCCAUCUUAUUUUAUCAACAUGCAUAAAACUCAA
This is a messenger RNA of Cucumis sativus (cucumber), 1704 nucleotides long. Its product is annotated as probable UDP-3-O-acylglucosamine N-acyltransferase 2, mitochondrial. The transcript has 11 exons. The record is from RefSeq and is a predicted model, not a curated record. The coding region runs from base 375 to 1232 and encodes 285 amino acids. Lineage: Eukaryota; Viridiplantae; Streptophyta; Magnoliopsida; Cucurbitales; Cucurbitaceae. Gene Ontology annotation, biological process: lipid A biosynthetic process.